AGAAGUUCAGAAGUUGUGCAAGUUCAGAAGUUCAGAAAUUGUGGUUGGAAUAAUAAAUUUAAUUUUCUUCUGGGUGUGAUUACUGGUUCUGCCUCGCACCAAUGGCCACGCAAAGUCCCAUUUUAAAGUGUUGUUUUUUUUAAUUUAAUUUUUAAAAUUUUUUAUCCUCAAUAAAUGAAUUAUAAAAAGAGAAGUCAAUUUCGUUACUGUCAAAAUUUCAGGAGCUAUUUUUCUUUACCACCAAAAAGAGUUUGUCAUUUCUUUCUAUUAUAACCUCUGUGCAAAUAUGUGUGUGUAUAUAUAUAUAUAUAUAAAUUAAUGGGAAGAAGCAAUCCAAAUUCCAAAGCUUUCUUUCUUUCUGUUUUUUCACCUCAGUCUCAGGUCACCUCUGUAAAGAUAGCCCACAUGCUCUUCUCUCUCUCAUUCUCUGUCUCACUCUCUCUCUCUCCGGUGGCCUAAGUAACUAGUUUUAAGUAUUCCAACACGCUUUGAUAUGGUGUCAAACCGCUAACCAUUGCAAUACCUCGCAAAAUAGCUAACCCUUAAACCAAUUUCUCUCUACAAUGAGAAAUUACGUAAAGAUUGCGUGAAGGUGAGUCGAAUUCAGAGCUGAAAAUGGUGGAAGAGCAUAUAUUUGGAUGGCCACCCAUUGGAGCUCCUUUAGACCUUCAGAGAGAUGACCAUGGGAGGCAUUUCGAUAGCUCAGUAAAUGCUGUUUCUUUUGGGUUCGUGGCUACUGCCAUUCUUAUUUCUAUGUUCUUAGUCAUGGCAAUCUUUGAGAGAUUUUUGAGACCCACUUCGCCGCCGUUGUCUCCCUCCGGUGGCCGGGGCCAUGGGGAUCUGGAGGCUCAGUUGGGUUUCAAUGGGAAGCUUGGACACCCGUCACCAAAAAUGACCAUUUAUUCUAGUGGAGUUUCAGUGUUGAUGCCUGGAGAUGAUAUCCCUACCUUCAUUGCUCUCCCAGCUCCUGUUCCUUGUCCUCGUGAAGGCAUUUUAUGGCCACAACAUCAACAACAACAGAUGUCAUUUCCAAUUCCCACCUCAAACUCCAACACAAACACAACCUCAAGUUAGCAACGAGAAAUUUUAGAAUGAUAGGUGGUUGCUUUCUUUCGUCAGUUUUAAAAAAUCAAACUUACAAACUCAAGCAGAAGUUACCAAGGAAAACAAUAGCAUCUGGGGAACGCAAUCGGGUUUGCCAAGUUUCUUUUAUUUUUUUUAUUUCUCUUUCUGCAAAAGCUCUUGAAUCUGUAUAUAGCAUUCAGGGGAUACUGGCUUUGGCAAAUAUCCAAUUCGCCUUUGAGGUAACUGUGCCCAACGUGCUUCACUUUUCAUCCCUUGCCAUUCACAGGAAUAUGACCUUUAUCCUUAGAGAUGUAUUAUGUUGUCCAUCAAAUGGAUCAGUCUCUUUGUAAAAAGAAUGAAGAAUGUAAUUUGUAUCAGAGUUCAAGGACAUUUUUCAUCAGUUGUUACAUGAUGGUAUCUAUCAAGCUUUAGAUUUCCGAACA
Messenger RNA from Ziziphus jujuba (common jujube), 1508 nucleotides. RefSeq lists its product as uncharacterized. The record is from RefSeq and is a predicted model, not a curated record. The coding region runs from base 616 to 1074 and encodes 152 amino acids. The transcript has 2 exons. Lineage: Eukaryota; Viridiplantae; Streptophyta; Magnoliopsida; Rosales; Rhamnaceae.